Gongylonema pulchrum is the source of this 2042-nucleotide messenger RNA. NCBI's taxonomy places the organism in Eukaryota, Metazoa, Nematoda, Chromadorea, Rhabditida, Gongylonematidae. The record is from the annotation of a GenBank genome assembly.
CUGAAACUUACAGGUGGUUCAUUAUCUGGUCGGAAGUUGUCACAGACAGAAAAUAUAUACGGGAACUACAAUCAUCGUGAUGCAAAUCUGCAGCUUCACAAGCUUUCCGAUGACGGGAUCCGGACGCCGCAAAUGAAAACAUCACGAUAUGCGGAAUCAGGAUAUCUGUCUGCUGCUUCCAAGUUGUCUCCAAGUUGUUCUGCUGAACCAAACGGAUCCCAGUUGUCGCUUACAUCCUCGUCAAAUUCACUUUAUUCAUCGAUGGAGGAGAAAUAUGAGGCAGAAAUCAGGAAACUCAAUAGGGAAAUGGAGGCAUACAGGAAUACGAUAACAAAGUUAACUGCAAAACAUGAUGGCUACAAUCAUCUCAUUCAGCUGUUCGAGUCUAAACUACAGCUCAUGGCGAAACACGUCGAGAAUUUGCAAUCCAAAUCACAGCUUAAGAAAGAUGAAGUACAGAAGCUACGAGCGGAAAUCGAACAACUACGCGUGAUGAGUAUUAACGCGGGAGUCAACGUAGCGGCAAUCGCUACCAUCUCACAGCGUAAAAAUUGGUCGCCAGGACAGUCGAUCAGGAGUUCGUUCUCGAAAUUUACAAAGAGCAAGAAAUCGAAAGGUGGUGGUUCGAUAUCGGAUGCUGAACAUUCACCAAUGCAUACUUCCGGUUCCCCAUCAACUCUGAAACCAAUUUCGGGUAGUGCAAGCAGGUUGGACGAAUUGGAAACUGUACCACAGGUGGUCGAACUGAAAAAGCAGCUGGAAGAUAAAGAUUCUGCGCUGACAGAUGUUCGGUUGGAUGCACUAGAUAAAGCACGUGAAGUAGAUAUCCUCAAGGAAACGAUCAAUAGGCUGAAGAACGAAAACAAGAUUCUGAAGCAGAAUUAUACGAUGCUUGAAAGGCGAAUGCGAGCCGAAAGUCGAACAAGCUCGCAGCAAUCGCUGCAAGCAUUGCCCGAUGAGGAUCCAGUCUAUGAAGUAACAGUGAGCGUCGAUUUCAGUGGUCUGUUAAGGCCACGUUCGCAUGCCGGUGAAAUUUCCAUUGGAUUCAACACACUUCCUGCAGCUAGCACUACUUGGGAAGAUUUCGAUUCGGAGCUUUUCAGACUGUUCGAUGAAUAUAUAGCGAGAAUUGAUCCCAAUGGAGCUCUCGAAUUAAGUGCUCGAGAAUCCGUAAUUGGCUAUGAGUUUGGCGACUUCGUUCGAGACGUAGAAAGUAAUUCGGCGCCGUCACCAAUGCCAGCCGAUGUGCUCACCCAGAAGCACGACAUACGCAUUUUCUUAAAAGGUGUGACUCAACGAAGCAUCGAUGGACUGCUGAUGGACUGCCUCUUCCCGCGCUCGUUAAUCGAACAGCUUCUGAAAUCACUGCUGCAAAAUCGUCGAUUAGUGCUGUUCGGUGCGACUGGUAUCGGAAAAUCGAAUCUAGCUCGCUUGCUUGCUCGAUAUCUUUGUAUCAAAGUUGGAGGAACAUUUCAAAAUACCGUCGUCGAUAUCAAAAUUGGCGAAGAUGAUAAUGAUCGAAAUAUGGCACAGGUGCAAAAGCAACUGGAGUCGCUUCUGCGGAGCACGAAACCAUUGAUCAUUUUGCUGGACAAUAUCCAUCGUCACCGGAUUGCCUUCCUUAGCUCGUCAUUCAGCACCGUGGAUACACCAUCAAAAGACGGACCUUAUGUAAUUUGCACCGUCAACAGGGCAUCACGUCUACCAGAGUUACAGGUGCAGCAUAAUUUCCGCAUGUUCCAAAUGCCAAACAACGUUGAUGCAAUCCGCGGCUACAUGGGACGCUUCCUGAGACGCCGGAUACUGGAGCGAGAAAUGAGUGGUGAAGAGCGCUCUGCUCCAGAAAUUUACAGGAUCGUUGAGUUUCUUCCCAGGGUUUUGUCUUCCGUAAAUUCGAAAGCAAACUCUCUGGAUGUCACGAUUGGGCCUCGUCUUUUCCUGCAAUGUCCAUUAAGUGUGGUGCAAUCGCGAGAAUGGUUUAUCAAGCUGUGGAAUCAAAUGAUUGUUCCCUACAUGAUCAAAGUAGCAAAAGAAGGUUAGUU